AUGAUCUGGGGCGCCGGACUGCGGUUGCCCAAGGCCCUUCGACAGCUUCUGCAUUGCCUGAUCCGAACGCGGCGGCGGCGGCAAUUCUUACUGCUUCUGUCAGCCGUGCUGGUCGGCAGGCACUUCUUCCAGCAGCGCGUGCAGAACUUCAAGCCGUCGCUUCUCGUGCCGAGGGCACAGCGACGCGGUGAAGGCAAGAAAGCAUCCGAAGGCGGAAAAAAAGAGGUCUCGACCGAGUCGGGCGAUGCUGAGCUUCGAAACGCUUUCUGUGCUUUGUUCCGGGCGGCUGGGGAGCGCUGCGGCCGAGGCCCACAGAUCUCGGCCAAGAUACGCUCUGGCGAGUGCCACCUUCGCUGCUUCGCCGAGCAACGUUUCGCGCAGCUGCGCGCGGACUGGGGCCUCGGCGAGGAGCGCUACUGGGCAAGCUUGGCCAACAGCGGGUUGCGUGGUGGCAUCCAGGAGCCCAGUGGGAAGAGUGGAAGCCUUUUCUGGAUCUCUGGAGAUGGACUUCUGGUCUUGAAAACCACCGAAGCCGACGAGCUCCAGAAGUUGCUGCAGGGUCUCCCUCGAUAUGAACAGCACUUUGCCACCUACAAAAAUUCGCUGCUAUGUCGAUUUUUCGGUGCAUAUGAGCUGCUUCUAGGACGUCGGCGAGUUCGUUUGGUGGUGAUGAAUAACACGUUCGCAUGUGCUCUUCAACCCCAUGUGGUCUACGACCUCAAGGGCACGACGGAAGAUCGGUGGGUCAAUCCGCGGCCGGGUACUGUUCUGAAGGACUUGAACUUCGCGGACAAAACCAUUGGAAUUCCUGACUUAAAGCACAAAGCUGCACUUCUGCACAUCCUGAAAAGAGACACGCAGUUUCUGCGGAGCCAGCACGUGAUGGACUAUUCCGUUUGCCUUGGAGUGCACUACUGCGAGGAGAACAGCUAUCCCAACUCAGAGCUCAUGACACCCGAGCCGGGCAUCUCCUCUUCACUGGCUGUCCUGCGUGGCUACGAGCCCAAGUAUCAAUGCACGCUGGUUCGAAAUCAGCCUUCGCAGAAGGUGGUGUUCUUCAUUGGCAUCAUCGACAUCCUGCAGCAGUUCACUUGGACGAAGGCACUUGCACACACCGUGAAGUCCCUGAGCCUUGGUUGGGUGCACGAGAUCGACACGGCCCCGCCAGCUUACUACGCGCGGCGCUUCAAGACGUCUUUCUGUGCGAAGGUGCAGACGUUCCGUGAACCGGAGGAUCGCGUCACGCGCUUCGUCCGACGGCUGCGCCUGGGCAUCGAGAACGGCACCGUGCCCUGCCCUACCUUUGUCAGCCUUCAGCGGCCGCGGACAGAAACAAAUCCCGAGUUUAGUGCCGACCCCACGGCUGAUGUGACACUGGACGAGGCUGUGGACUUCGCCGUCAGACGCGGUGGGCAACUGCUGGUGGCCCGGCGUGGUCUGCUCCGCAGUCGGGCAGAGGAGGUGGAAGCUUUCCUGGACAUGGAUCGCCAUGCACUGAUCUUUCAGGAGAUGGCACGGCGCCCUUACGCACGCGGCCGCCGCCCUACAUCGCUUGUAGCCUGCUACAAGAUCCGGCGUGUGUACUUGACCAUUGUCUGCUACAGGCCGCGAGACUUGUACUGCAUGGCAUGUCGCUCCCACAUGAAGAUUGAGGCUGAACCCCCGGAGUCGCGGCGCUUUACAGUGGAGGCGGAUGACGAGGAGCCGCUUCGCUUCACCGCGCCCAGCCGGCGUCAGGCGAAGCUCUGGGUCACAGCCCUGGAGGUUGCGGCAGGCUACGUCGAAGCAAACGUCGAGGACGUCCGAGAAGCACAGGCCGCUGCGCUGGUUAGCUCUGCCAGUGGCAGCCCAGAUGCAGCCUUCCUCUCCAAGCCGGCCUCGGCAGUCCGUGCGGCGCUGCUCGGUUCCUUGGAUUUUCUCUUGGAGGAGAAGGAGCUUGCAGUGGUGCUCGGUACGGCGCGGCAGGCGAGACAUGGGCUGCUGGAGCCGUACCUUCUCGGGCCAGAGGCAGAACGUCGGUGGCAAAAGAGGCGUCUGAAGUGGAUUUUCGGCUUCGUUGAUGCCGAUGGAACAGGAGCACUGUCCAUUGAGAAGAUCAACCUGUUGUGGCAUGAGAUGAACAUCAAUGAAAAGGAGGGCCAGCAGGUCCUCCAAGCAUUCCUGCGAGAGGAACGGCAGGGCCGUCGUUCCGGCGGUGGUCGCCAGAUCGGUGGCGGUCAAGUACUACGACUCCAGGAUUGGACCAAAAUGCUGUCUCUGGUGGACAGUGCCUAUGUGAAAGCAGCACACCGGUGCGUGAGGGACCACCUUCACCUUGGCCGCCCUGCUUCGUGCAGCGCUGGAACGAUGUCGGAGCUGAUGGUGCACGGAGUCAACUCGGAGCCGGCAAUGGUGCAGGUGACUGCAGAUGACUUGGCAGGCUUCUUCGUGGGCAUCCAGGGUGUCUGGCCGCCUCCAUCGAAGCAACAGGUCGAAAGGCUAAUUGCACGCCUCCCAGCACCGCUCAGCUCCAAGCAUCACAGCCUCUCUGCAGAAGCGUUGGUGCAGCUGCUUUGCUCGCCAGGCAAUGCGCUGGUGGACCCAGCAAAGCGGUCUUUGUUCCAGGACAUGACGCAGCCGCUGUCCGCCUACUUCGUAGACACCUCGCACAACACCUACUUGGAGGGCAACCAGCUGAGCAGUCGCUCCUCCGUGCUCCGCUACGUGGAGGUUCUCCGCACCGGUUGCCGAUCCGUGGAGGUGGACGUUUGGGACGGCAGCAAUGGAGAGCCGGUGGUCAAGCACGGGUACACUGUGACCACGGAAGUACUUUUCCAGGAUGUCAUACAGGCUAUCGCCGAUCAUGCGUUCGUGGCAUCAGAGUUCCCAGUCAUCAUCUCCAUCGAGCAGCAUUGCUGCGCGGCGCAACGUAUCCGACAGGGGCAAAUCAUGUCGGAGGUGCUGGGAGACCAUCUCUUGAGGCCACCCUGGGACGAGCACCACCAGUGCAUCGACGGUGCUCAGGCCGAGUCCAUCUCGCCAUGGUCGGCACGAAAACGUGUGCUCGUUAAGUCCUCGAUCGGCUGCUGUGAGCGAUGCCAGCGGCCGCUUCCGGUCUACGAUCGCUGCGUGGCCCUGCCGACGCGGAAAUUGCUCCACAAGCUGGUGGAGAGGGAGUUGAGUGAUGGAAGUGCUUCCCCGAGCGCCUUCUCUGUGGAGCAGGACUCGAGCUACCCUUUUGAGGUGGCUUCUGGGACUGUGGCGAAGGUGCACAAGCUGGAGAAGACCCUGGGACGUGAUGCCAUGCGGCGCUGGAACUCUGCGCAUCUCUCUCGCGUCUACCCCGAGGGCACACGCAUCGGCUCAGGCAACGUGGAUCCCGUGCCAAUGUGGCUCUGCGGUGUGCAGAUGGUGGCCAUGAACUACCAGACAUCGGACACCGGCCUCCUUCUCAACGAAGGCCUCUUUCGAAACUACAACGGUGGAUGUGGCUACGUGCUGAAGCCGCCUCUGCCCCCAGACAUCGUCAAGCCCACAUCACGGAGGCUUCGUCUUUGCAUCUGCUGCGGGCACCGUCUGCCAAGGCCAGACCUGUCGCUGGGUGAGACCCGCGGUGUGAGCUCGCCGAUGGUCACAGUGUCUCUGGAGCCUGGCCAGCAGGUGUCCCACACCCGUGCUGUGAAGCAAGACGGUUACCACCCCGUCUUCGAUCACGAGGCAGAAUUGCAAGUGUCGGAUAGCCCACUGCACAUCCUCACUUUCGAAGUCUUCGACACUCCCACCGGCAGAACUAUGGCCAGGAGUGCUGUGACGCUCGAUGCUGUUCGUCCAGGCUUUCGCUGGCUGGCCCUUCACAGUGAGACAAUCGUAGCAAUAGCACCAAUUUUCCCGGCCACGAAGCAGCGCUGCAAGCCAGGAAGCUCCAUCACUUCCGUUGCCUUCGUGCGGACGGGGGCCCUGCAGGCUUGGAACCAGAUGCUCAAGGUGGCGCCAAGGUCCGUGCUGAGCGGCCUCUGGCGGGAGGUGCUACGGCUAGUCCUUCAGGGGCCAUGCGGCAACGGUGAUGCGGACUUUGGCUCUCUCUCCAACCUGCGGAAGCUUCGUGUGGCGGUCGCCUGUCGGGCAGGACUGGUGGCUCUGCCGCCGCGGUUGGCGCCUUGGCGCUACGAACGGGGCGCGCGCUCCCUGCUAGUCAACUUUGCAGAGGCUACUGGCAGCAGCGCACCGAUUGCCUCCGCAGGCCUCAAUGUUGGCUCCGUGAGCCAAGAGGAGGAUGCGGAAGAGGAUGCCCCGGAGGAGGUCGAGGAGGUGGUCGAGCUUCUGCUUUCGGCCCUGCGCGAUGCCGAGACGGUCGUGCGCUGGGCCGCGGCCAAAGGUGUCGGCUAG
Molecule: messenger RNA, 4365 nt
Organism: Symbiodinium necroappetens
Lineage: Eukaryota; Dinophyceae; Suessiales; Symbiodiniaceae
Source: the annotation of a GenBank genome assembly